Octodon degus (degu) is the source of this 3219-nucleotide messenger RNA. It is a transcript of the gene Aopep, whose product is annotated as chromosome unknown C9orf3 homolog. Gene Ontology annotation, molecular function: zinc ion binding; metalloaminopeptidase activity. Gene Ontology annotation, cellular component: nucleolus. The transcript is spliced from 17 exons. Bases 130 to 2586 code for a protein of 818 amino acids. The record is from RefSeq and is a predicted model, not a curated record. Lineage: Eukaryota; Metazoa; Chordata; Mammalia; Rodentia; Octodontidae.
CGGAGUCCGCGGAAGUGGAGGCCUGUGGGCAGUCCGCUAAGACAGUAACCACUUAUGAUUGUGGAAGAUUAAGCAGAGACAAAGCCCCAUCUGAGAUUUUAGCAACACUCUUGAACAGCAAAAUACACCAUGGAUGUAAAGCUGGACCCUUCCCGAGAUGAUCUGCCUCUCAUGGCCAAUACUAGCCACAUACUUGUGAAGCACUAUGUACUGGAUUUAGAUGUGGAUUUAGAAAGUCACAUCAUUGAGGGCUCCAUAGUGCUUUUCUUUGAGGAUGGAACCAGAUUCAAGAAACAAACUAACUCUACCAAGGAAACCUGCCAGUUGGCAUCAAAUGAAGCCUGCCGAUUUGGGACACCUGAACUCCGCCAUCUUCCUAUGACAAGUGCAAGGACCACAUUUAAUGUGGGAUAUAAUGAUUUUAUAAUUUGUGAUAAAGGUGAAGAAGAUACUUCUGAUAAAGAUGGUAACCAUGACAACCAGGAACAGGCUUCUGGGAUCUCUAGCUCAAAGUACGGCUGUGACACAGAGAAUCAUGGGAGAGAGGAUUUUUUGCUAGUGUUGGACUGCUGUGAUUUAUCUGUGUUAAAGGUCGAGGAGGUGGAUGUUGCUGCUGUGCCAGGAAUUGAAAAAUUUACAAGGCCUUCCAAGCUGACAGUUGUUUCUGAAGAGCUCAGGAAUGAGAUUGUUCAUGAACUUGUGACUCUGCCUGCAGAUCAGUGGAGGGAGCAGUUAGACUAUUUUGUUCACUGCAGUAAGGCUCCUAGCUGCGGGGAACUUUUCUUUGACACUGACACUUGGAGCUUGCAGAUCAGGAAGACAGGGGCUCAGACAGCUACUGACUUUCCUCAUGCCAUCAGGAUAUGUUACAAAACCAAACCUGAGGGGCAGUCCAUUACCUGGACCUCAGACCAGAGUGGCAGGCCAUGUGUUUAUACGAUGGGAUCUCCCAUAAACAACAGGGCCCUUUUUCCAUGCCAGGAGCCACCCGUUGCCAUGUCAACAUGGCAGGCUACAGUUCGAGCAGCUGCCUCUUUUGUUGUUUUAAUGAGUGGAGAAAAUUCUGCCAAGCCGACACAGCUUCAUGAAGGGUGCUUAAGCUGGCAUUAUUAUGUGACCAUGCCAAUGCCAGCCUCCACUUUCGCCAUUGCGGUGGGAUGCUGGACAGAAGUAAAGCCUGAGACGUGCUCAUCGAAUGAUCUGGCAAUGGAGAGACCCUGCCCACUCCCUGAGACCAACUGCAGGCAUGUUGGUGUUUGCAGUCACGUGGAGUAUCCCUGCCGCUUCCAGGAUGCUGCAGCCACUAUCCAGAAGAUCAUUCCUCAUCGAGUCUUUGCUCCAGGCUGCCUCAAGGGAGUCUGCCAAGAGACCCUUAUGUGGCUACUUCCUCCUUGCCUCUCUGCUGCACAUUCUGUCUUAGGGACACACCCAUUCUCCCGGCUGGAUAUACUCAUUGUCCCUGCCAACUUUUCAAGUCUGGGAAUGGCCAGCCCACACAUCAUCUUCCUCUCCCAGAGUACCUUGACAGGCAGGAGCCAUCUCUGCGGGAGCCGGCUGUGCCAUGAAAUUGCUCAUGCCUGGUUUGGCCUGGCCAUCGGUGCCCGAGACUGGACGGAGGAGUGGCUCAGUGAAGGGUUCGCCACUCACCUGGAAGAUGUGUUUUGGGCUGAAGUGCAGCAGCUGUCACCCCAGGAGGCCCAGGAGCAGCAAGAGCUGAGGGCUUGCCUGCGCUGGCACCGCCUCCAGGACGAGCUGCGGAACUCCCCCGAGGAGAUGCAAGUGUUAAGACCCAGUAAAGAGAAAACUGGCCAUGUGAGUGACUCAGGAGCAUCUGUCAUCAAACAUGGACUCAGUAUAGAGAAGCCCUUCAUGCAGGUUCAUUAUUUAAAGGGCUACUUCCUCCUUCGGUUCCUUGCCAGAAGACUUGGGCAGGAAACUUAUUUUUCAUUUUUAAGAAAAUUUGUGCACAAGUUCCAUGGGCAGUUGAUUCUUUCCCAGGAUUUUCUUCAAAUGCUGUUGGAGAAUAUCCCAGAAGAAAAAAGGCUUGAAUUGUCUGUUGAAAACAUCUUGCAAGACUGGCUUGAGAGCUCUGGAAUACCAAAGCAGCUGCAGGGGGCGCGCCCGGCUGGGGCGGAUUGCGGACUGGUGCGGCGGGUGGACGCGGAGGUCACGAAAUGGAUGCGACUGAAUGGGAGACCCCGCAAACGGAGGCGCAGGGAGGAGGAAGAGGUGUUUGAAAAGCUUCUUCCAGACCAGCUGGUCUUGCUUCUGGAGCGUCUGUUGCAGGAGAAGACCCUGACCCGCCCAACGCUGCAGUCCCUCCAGAGAACAUACCAUCUCCAGGAACAGGACGCGGAGGUCCGCCAUCGGUGGUGCGAGCUCAUCAUUAAGCACAAGCACACGAGCGCGUAUGGACAUGUGGAGCGCUUCCUGCAGGAGGACCAGGCAAUGGGUGUGUACCUCUACGGGGAGCUGAUGGUGGGCGAAGAUGCCAGGCAGCAGCAGCUUGCCCGCAGGUGCUUCGAGCUGGUCAGGGGCCAGAUGGACAGGUCCUCGGCGGAGGUGGUGGCUGAGAUGCUGUUUUAAAGAGGAAAGAUCACAGUGAGAUUCUCUUUCAUACGUCUCCUCCUAGCCCUGGUGGGCCAGGAUCACAUUGACCCUGGACAUCAAAGGAAGGAUUAUGUGGCUGCUAAAGCCAUCAGCAACAGCAGUGUUCACUUGUUGGGGGUCCUCUUCCCAGAGGCUGGGCUCAGCCAGGCUUGUAUAAAAGACCAAGCUUCAUAAACUGUCUCCCACACAGCCACUGCCGGCUGCCUCUGACUCCCACCCGCAGGAUACAGUCUGCAUUGGAGGUGAUGGUGUAUUAGGCCUCCUGCAGGCAGAGAGUGUGGAUGCCACCUGAGGGGCCAGAAGCGCACCACACGCUCGCCCCGGUCCCUGUGAUCCUAGAGAACCGUGCAGCUUCUAGGGCUGGCUGCGAACACUGUCCGAUGCGUGCCUCUGGAUGAAUCCCAACUGUUUCUACAGCAUUCUUUUAAUUCAUAUGUCUAAUACAUGUAUUUUUCCAAAAUAUUUGUGCCUUUUUAUAAAAGUGCAGGAUAAGAAUCUGAAAUGUAUUCAUAAAAGUGUAAUGGAUUUUGUUUUUUAUGUCCCUGUUCGUUUCUGAAUUUGAUUUAAAUUUCUAUAAUUUCUAUUUAAAAAUAAAGACUAUGAGUAAGA